This is a messenger RNA of Panonychus citri (citrus red mite), 3604 nucleotides long. RefSeq names its product probable WRKY transcription factor protein 1. NCBI's taxonomy places the organism in Eukaryota, Metazoa, Arthropoda, Arachnida, Trombidiformes, Tetranychidae. The record is from RefSeq and is a predicted model, not a curated record. Gene Ontology annotation, cellular component: nucleus; cytoplasm. The transcript has 2 exons. The coding region runs from base 574 to 3264 and encodes 896 amino acids. Gene Ontology annotation, molecular function: microtubule binding.
AUCACAACAACGUAAAAGAGAAUUUUUUUGUUCUCUUUCAACAGCCAAUGGGAAACGAGAAAAGUGUAAACAUUUAACUUCAAAUCUUUUCCAACGGUCAACCAAAACUCUCUCAUUCUCUGCAACUAUUUUUGGCUGAAUGAUCAAUGUUUCUCUUUUGGUGAAUUUUCUUCCAUUUCUUUUUUUUUGUGUCACUCGUACCUUCUCAGGUAAUUAACAGGUGUCUCUCCGAUUGUGUCCAUUGGAUCUCAACCACUGUUCCACCCAUGGAUUAUUGUGAACAUCAGAAUUGAUCGAUAUUCUUUACAGUUUAACUGAGUCUUCUCCAAACUCUCUCUCUCUCUGUUUUGCUUCGCCAUUUUUGACUCAAUUUCUGCUUCUACUAUUUUCCACCUCGAUCAAUAUGAUAUAAAGAAUCAUCAUCAUCAUCAUCAUCCUGCUUCAAAGAAGAGAAAAAAGAUAGAAUCAACAAAAAAAAGGACUACAGUUUAUUGUGUAUCAACACAAUAACAGAAAGAGAAAAAAGUUGAGCGUCAACUGAGUGUGCACAGUAUUAUUAUUUGCAAUUAAACCAUGCAAAGUGGAAUAAGCCGACGAACCACUACCGUCUCAUCCACUCCAUCAUCGUCAUCAUCAUCAACCACUACAUCCUCAACGAUUCUUGGUAACAAUGUUUACCGAUCUCGGCCCUCAACCCUGAUUCCUCCACCAAACAAGUUUACCUUGAGGACUAUAACUGCUCCUGAUGAUAAAAAAAUGAUCGGAACUUCAAACAAGCCAUCAACCAUUCGUCGUCCAUCAUCCCGUGAGACUAUUACUCUAAAUAACAGUCGACUCACCAAUGGAACCACCAAUGGAUUAUCUCGUCCAACUAUAAUUAAAGAGACAACAACAAACCGUUUGGGUAAAAUUGAUUCAACGCCAGCACCAACAUCAAGAACCACAACCACCUGUAAACCUUCAAGUCAAAUGCAUUAUGCUUCAUCAACACAAUCAAGUCGCCGAUUAGCCAAUGGAACCACAAUCAACAACAACAACAACAACAAGGAUUCUCAAAAUGUUCCCAAAACCGAAUCAAAGUUAACUGCUAAACGAAAUGAGAUUAAUUCAACAUCAGUUCGUAAAAAUGUUGCCCCACCGUCAACCCUUAACAACACAACUACAAACACCAUUAAUAAUACCACAACUAAUGGAAAUAGUUCUGUGCUUGUUACUGGAACAGCCAAAAAAUCGGGCACAGCAACUGCCCGAGCAGCUACAACCCUAAUUUCAUUACAAAAAGAGUGUGACAAGUAUAAAAGACUGGCCGAUCUUUAUAAACGUCAAUUAGAGACCUCCAAAGGUGAUGUAUCUAAAUCGGUGAUGGUUGUUGAUGGAUUAUCUGUUGUUGUUAAAUAUCUUACCGAGCAUUUAAAUGCAUUUUCAACACCAUCACUUAAGGCAACAAUUGAACGGCAAUCAACAAAUUAUGAAAAAUUGAAAGGUGAUUAUUCAAAAUUGGAAAGCCUAUUGGAACAAAUGAGACAAGAGAAUACGAGGAAAGAAGAUGAUCUAAGAGAUGAGAUUGUUCGUAUGAGCUUGGAAAUGGUUAAUGAAAAGAAACGUCAUGAUAAUGAGAAGAAUCGAUUAUUUGAUAUGUUUGAAGAUCAAAUGGAAGCUCAGAAAAAAUCUUUCAAAAGGGAGAUGGAGAAAAUUGAUGAAGAAAAGGUUAACCUGGAAAAGGUUAUUGACUCACUUAAAGAUGAGAUUACGGAUAAGAUGAAUCAGAUAGAAGGUUUAACCAAUCGCGUUAGUGAAUUGGAAUCAUCGUUAUCCAUGGAAAAAGAUCGUCGCUGUCGAAUGUUACAAGAGAAGGUUAAAUUCAUGUCAAGUGAAAUUCAAUCAUUGAAAGAUGUUCUCGAUUUGAAAGACGGUGAACUUAGAACCCUGAAAACGUCGAUUGCCAACGAGGAAUUGCUCCGUCAGGAUUUGGCCACCGCUCAACAGAGUAUAACAAAUCUAACCCAACGAUUGGAACAAUUGGAGAUUUCAGCUAAUCAGAAAAAUACCAUGAUCAAUAUGCUUAAAGAGGAGAAUGAAUCACUUCGAGAAAGAUAUAACCGUGAACAGCGGGAAAGACGCAGAAUUUCAAUGAAAAAUGAGGAACUUGAAUAUACACUUUCAGAAUUUACUACACCCAGUAAGGGUAAUUCUAGUUCAGAGGAUAUCUUUUUAACACCGAUGCAACCACCGCCUAGAACACGAUUAACUUUGGCCAGUGUUCCACCUUGUCGUCCACAGCCAACUGAUUCCACCCGCAAGGGAAGGCAAAGUUACAGUGUCUCAAGACCGAGCCAUCAUCAUACUAAAUGUUUCCAACCCUCAUUAUCAUCAACAAAUAUUUUGCCAUCAUCAUCAUCAUCACCAUCAUCAUCUACUGAAACAACAACUUCUACAACAUUACCAUGUUCAUCAUCUUCAUCAACCCGCCAUCAUCAUCGUCGCUCAUCUGCUUCCACUAAACUUACAUUCCAAGAUGCCAAUGAUUCCGAAGAAAGUUACAAUCAACAAACUAAUAAUAGAAACAUGGACAAUCAUAAUACUCAUGUUGAUGGUGUUUUUAACCUUCCGGAUUCAGAUGAUGAAGGAGAUAAUGAUUCUGUAACCACACCCAAUUUUGAAGAGUCCAAUGUUUACUCACCAUCAUCAGCAAGUAAAAUGAUUGUUGAAACAAUUGUUGAUGAUGAAGAUGUUGAUGUUGAUGUUGAGCUUUGGCGUAGGAAUAGACGACGAGCAAGGGGAAGGAGGGAAAGCGAACAAAAUGAAAACCAAAACGGAAGUGAUGAUCAGUUUGGUGCUUCGUUUAGUGCCAACAAUCGAAAUAGUUCUAAGAACAAUCUUGUUUACCAUAAUGUUUCCUCCAGUGAUGAUUCAAGUCAUGGUCUUAAUACAACUUUAGUUGGAUGUUCACAAUCAUCAUCUUCAUCUCCAAUCAGCACAACCAGUAAUCAUAAAAGUAGCAACAAUAAAACUAAUCAACGUCUAGUUGAUCAACAAGUCAGCAGUAGUAGUGCCAGUAGUAGUACCAAUGGUGAAGGCACCAGUGGAAUCGGAAGUAGCCUCAACAGUAUAAGUGUUAACUCUGGUGUUACCUUCCGAUCGGAAAGGUGGGAAGAUGAUUCGGAAUCGGAAUCAGCGGCACCCAAAUCUUUGCCAUCUAUUUUACCCCAGUCCAUUUUGGACUCUGGUUUCGAGGAUAUCGAAGGUCUCAUCGCUUUUAGAUAAACAUCUUUAACAUUUUUUUCGAAGACAAAAUUUUACUUCCACUCUUAUUCUCUCUCUCUCUCUAAAAUCUUCAACUAAUCUUCCUCUUCCCACUAAUUAUUCAUCAUUCACAAUCUCUGAAUUUUAGAUGAAAAUUUAAUUGUUCUGUAAUUUUUUCUCUCUUUCCCUCUAGUCCCUAUGUGAUUUUAACCCAUUUUUGAUUCACUCACAGUUAAUUUACUUCUCAUGAAAUUACAACAAUCAACAAAUUCAUACACAAUCCUUUUAAUCAUAAUAACAAUUAUGUUGAUUUAUCAUUAAUAAUAAAUGCAACACUUUUUUUUCCUGCACUUAACAGAAA